AUUUUAUUUUCAAAAAAAAAAUAUAUAUAUUGUUAACAGUAACUUGCACCAAAAAAAUAUUAAUUGUGAACAGUAGCCCAGGAAACAUAGAAAAGGCAGUGUUUGUUGAAGAGCUUAGAGGACACCCUGAAAUCAAAGCCCGCAUCUUCUUCUUCUUCUUCUUUCAUCUGUAUUUUCUCUAUUCAUUCUCUUAUUUGUUCUCUCUGUGUGUUUGCAUGGAAAAUAUAUGCAGCCUUCAGUUUCUCCUCAUGAGAGAACAAAAACAUUUGGGUAAUUGACUGAAACAACAUAAGAAAAUCAAAUGCUGUUUAUGCUGCCUUUGAUUCAACAUAAGGUUUCUGUUCUUUGAAUAUGAAAAAGAAGGUAGAUUAUUCUUCUCCUGUUGGAGUUCUUGAGGACUAUUUUAAGAGCUCAGAAUCUGAAACAUAUUCUUCAAAAGAACACAAUGUAGACUAUGAAGUGCAACAACACUCAAAGCCCACUUCUCGUUGGCAUGGAUUUGUCCAAUUAUUAAGAAGUAGAUCCAAAAAAUCACUGGCCACAAUGCAUCCUCUCAGUGUCAUGAAGCUCUCAAGAAGAAUUAGUGGUAGUAUGAGGGAGGCCAAAGCUAUGUUUCCAAGCUUUUGUGCAGAUACUGAUUUGAACUAUACUAGAUUACCAUGGAAGAAUUUUACCUUGUAUGAGCUACAAACUGCAACCAACUAUUUCAGUCAUGAAAACCUGAUUGGAAAGGGUGGUUAUGCUGAAGUUUACAAGGGGUGUUUACGAGAUGGAAGACUUGUAGCAAUCAAACGUCAAACAAAGGGAACAGCUGACGAGAUUAUAGGGGACUUCUUAUCUGAGCUUGGUAUAAUGGUCCAUGUGAACCAUCCAAAUACUGCCAAGUUAAUUGGCUAUGGGACUGAAGGAGGAAUGCACCUUGUUCUUGAACUAUCUCCACAUGGGAGCUUAGCUUCUCUGCUUUACGGUUCAAAGGAAAAGCUGGGAUGGGGUAUUAGGUAUAAGAUUGCAUUAGGGACAGCUAAAGGUUUAGUAUAUCUUCAUGAGGGUUGUCAAAAAAGAAUCAUCCACAGAGACAUUAAAGCUGCAAACAUUUUGCUUACAGAGGAGUAUGAGCCUCAGAUAUGCGAUUUUGGACUUGCAAAAUGGCUACCAAAGGAGUGGACUCAUCAUACUGUUUCAAAAUUUGAAGGCACAUUUGGGUAUCUUGCUCCUGAGUUCUUACUGCAUGGGAUAGUAGAUGAAAAAACUGAUGUCUUUGCUUUUGGUGUGCUGUUAUUGGAACUAGUCACAGGACGCCGAGCACUAGAUUACUCACAGCAAAGCGUUGUUUUGUGGGCAAAACCCUUGCUGAAGAAGAAUCACAUUAGGGAGCUUGUUGAUCCUUCUCUAUCUGAUGACUACAACUCUCGACAGUUGAAUCUUGUGCUCUUGGUUUCCUCUUUAUGCAUACAACAGUCAUCAAUUCGACGGCCUUCUAUGAGUCAGGUUCUACAGCUUCUUAAUGGCGACCUUAGCUGCUUGAAAUGCAUGAAAAGCAGUCGAACAGCAUUCUUCCAGAGAGCUUUCCAAGAAGAGUUCAUUGGUGCAGAAGAGUGCAACCCAAUUAAGACUUAGAUGAUACUAAUGAGCAUCAAUAUAUGGGUUCCAUAUAUAAUUCCAAAUAUGAUUAUAACUCAUUAUCCACCAUCAUGUACAUGAUGAAACAAAGAUUUAGGACAUUGAAGCUUAAAUGAUCUUGCCCCAUCAAGAAUUUUAGUAUGUUGGUCCCAGAAGAAAGGAAUGAUUAUGCCUUUUCACCUAUGUACUCAGAAGAAAAUGUUAAAGAACAAAAGGAAAGAAUGACAACGGGUUUGAACCUAUGUACAUAAAAGAGAUUAGGUAACAAAACCUGAGAAUGUUAAAUUAACUUAUAUUGUAAUGAAUUCUCUGUACAGUUUUACUUGGAGGAAGUUAGGGAAACUUCUGUUAAGGUUA
Quercus lobata is the source of this 1977-nucleotide messenger RNA. Its product is annotated as Protein kinase family protein. Gene Ontology annotation, biological process: protein phosphorylation. NCBI's taxonomy places the organism in Eukaryota, Viridiplantae, Streptophyta, Magnoliopsida, Fagales, Fagaceae. Bases 352 to 1617 code for a protein of 421 amino acids. The record is from RefSeq and is a predicted model, not a curated record. The transcript is spliced from 9 exons. Gene Ontology annotation, molecular function: protein kinase activity; ATP binding.